Messenger RNA from Naumovozyma dairenensis CBS 421, 3381 nucleotides. It is a transcript of the gene CIN1, whose product is annotated as Cin1p. The transcript has a single exon. Gene Ontology annotation, molecular function: beta-tubulin binding; GTPase activator activity. The record is from RefSeq and is a predicted model, not a curated record. Gene Ontology annotation, biological process: post-chaperonin tubulin folding pathway; microtubule cytoskeleton organization; tubulin complex assembly. Bases 1 to 3381 code for a protein of 1126 amino acids. Lineage: Eukaryota; Fungi; Ascomycota; Saccharomycetes; Saccharomycetales; Saccharomycetaceae.
AUGAAUAAACAUCCAAAUGAGUUGGCUGUGAUCACUUUAACAGAUAAGAUAACUGUGUUAAAUGAAACUAGCUCUUCAUAUUCCAAAAAUCAUGACUAUAAACUUUUAGAAUCCAAUGUGGAAGAGAUAACUGUUAUUAUAAACUCAUUCCAAAAUGAUCCAUCUAUCUUAGAGAAAAAGCUUCACAUUAUUGUCCCAGUUUUAUUGGACGAAUUCUUUGAAGAAACUAAAGAUAUUACUAUAAAGAUUUUCAAGUCCAAGAUUUUCUAUAACUUAUCCAAAGUUACCUCUUUGAAAGCAACAUCAAAGUUUUUAACCACAAAUGUUUUUCUUUUGCCUCUCAUAAUGAAUGAUCUAAAAUCUUUAGGAAAGUCAACUGAAAAUCGAAUUGUGGAUAUUUGGUAUUUACAUUAUUUAUUAUUAGCAUCUUUAAACACUGUAGUACAAUCACCAUUUGAUUUCAAAGAUAAUUAUGCCGAAAUUAUUGAAGCUAUCAAUUCAUUCAAAAAUAAUCAAUUGUUUAUCACCAUACUCUGUCAAAUACGGGCACAAUUAUAUUUCAAAAAUAAAGAAAAGUCUAAACAUGAUAUUGAAAAGGUUACUUCUAAUCCAGAACAAAACGAAGACCUUUUGACGUUGAAUUACUACUUAAAGCUACUAAUUGUAAAUGCUAAAUCGAUAGACAUCGAGGAAUUGGAACAAUUUUUUCUCACAGUUUUAUCAAUGGAAAAGUUAACUUGCUUCAUAUUGAAUUCAGCAUCAGCAUCAGCAUCCUCUUCUUCUUCUAAUAGAAUGAAUAUCUUAAACAAAUUACUUCCAAAAUUGUUUAUAUUGAACGGGUAUUUUGAAAAUUGGGACGCUUUAGAACAGAUCAUCUCGUGGUACUUAUCGCAUUUUUCGAAUCAAUCAACGGAUACACGUUUCAUUAUCGCACACUCAUUCAAGAAGAUUCUAAAUACGUUAUGUAACGAAUUAAAAGAGGUGGAAAUGGCACAAGAUAUCUUAAUCAAUGAUAUCAUCCUUACUACAGCUUCUUUACUGAAGGAAAAGUCAUGGGAUAUGAUAGAUAUUGACUUUUUGCACACAAAUUUAUUGAUUAUUGCAGAAUCGAUUAAAUAUAUCGCCAAUUCAUUAACAUCAACAUAUCUACUUACUAUCUCAAAUGAAAUUAUACCGAAGAGUUUAACUUUUCAACAAUUACAACUUAAGUCAAUCAAAGGGAAUCAAAUCAAAGACGCUACAAACUUUAUUUGCUGGUCUCUAGCAAGAAGUAGAUCUACAAUCCCUAUUCCUGUACUUGAUUCUGUCUUCUUGAAUUUGUUAACUUGCUCAUUAUUUGAUCAUGCAUAUAUCAUAAGAAAAUCCUCAACUGCUGCAUUACAAGAAUUAUUAGGAAGAUAUGGUACUAAAAUAUUAGAUCAUCCAACCAUAAUGAAAAUAAUAGAAUUACCCAUCAAUGAUAUUGAUCAUUCAUACUCAGAAAACAUCAUCACUUUAUAUUCUAUUUUUAAUGUUAAAUUCCCGGAAUAUUGGGAUUUCAUCAUAAGCUGGCUUUUCGAUACCAACAUAUUCGGAACGAAUUUUAAUCUUGGUUCUGUUAAAUUGACCGCUAAAUCCUUCACUUCUCUUUCAAAUCAUGUUGAUACUGCUCACCUCGUUGCCUCUUCGAAUUUCAAUGCAAAGCUUUUUCAAAGAAUUCAGCAGUUCAUAAAGGCAGGGAAAUCUUCUAAAGAUAGAUAUCAGCUUCAAUUAGAUUCAGCGAAAAUCGUUUACUUACUCAUAGAAUUGAUUCUUCGUACAAAAAUUGCACAAGACAAAGACGUCCUUCAAAAAUAUAGGAACUUCCUUGAUGAACUCAUUACAAACUUCAAAGCAUUUGACAUUUUUAAACGUCACAGAAAUAUAAAUUCCAAUAGAUUAUUCCAAUAUACAGUAAUUUUGAAAAUAUUCAUUUAUCAUUUUGCAUCAAAUUAUGAACAGACAUUGAAAUUUACAAAAGACGACUGUUAUAGAUUUUUCUCAAUUGUGAAAUCAAUACCUACUAGAGACCCAUUGGUUUUCAAAGAAUUUGAUAACCUAACGAAGCAAGUAAUUUCUGUAUUAUCAGAUUCUAUCCGUUCUAAAUUUGAAAAUAAUGAAGUUGCAGAAUUAUUCUGGAAAGAGUAUGAAAAACAGAUAAAGUCAAAUAACCUUAUAGUUUGUUCUUCUCUACCUAAAUUAGAACCAAGACACUUUUCUGAAAUUUUUUAUAAACAAUUGCAGACUCUUUCAUGCCAAUCGAAAUCUAAAAUAAUUGAUUCGUUGACAGCUGAUACUACUAAGUUCCAACUUUUAAUAACUUCUGGUCUCUUACAUGAAAAUUCACUCCUUGAUUUCUUGAAUGAUUAUACGAUCACAGAACAAGGUGAUGUGGGCCGGUUAGUACGAACCAGUGCGUGCGAGUUAAUAUCUAAAAACAAAAACAUAUUACUAUCUGGUAGUACUACUGAUCUUAGAAUAAUUUCAAAACUAAUUCCCUCCUUAAUUCGGAUAUCUACGGAACCAGCCACAGAACUGAAGAAAUUAGCGUUCACCCUCCUCUCGGACAUCUUCAAAUCCUCCAAUGAUGAUUCAAAAAGCAUUCAUUGUCAACUACUGACUUUUUAUGAUGAAGAGUAUAUAAAAGAUAAUACAAUUUAUAUGAGGAAUUUCUGGAAAGGAUACAUGAUGACACUUGGUGCCGUUCAUGCUACAGACGAAGAUCUAACAGAAUCAUUAAAUGAGUUUAUACGAUUCUACAAUAAUCGAACUUCUAAUGAUGAAAAAUUAGAACUUUGUAAUGAACUAAUUAAGAUUAUACCGAGAGCUACUGAACUAACUCAAGAAAAUUUGAAAUUUACCAUAAUUUCAUUGAAUUUUUGGGAACGUUUGUUUCAAUCUGGGAUCCGUUGGCCAUUUGAAUUCAAUAUCAAAGGUGUUUACGCAAAAUUAUACAAUUUGCACUUGGUAGAAAUACAUAGCGAUGAUGGCAUGUUGAUGUUGAAGUUAGGCGUCUUGAGAUUAUUUCCACAUUUAUGUGUUGUCUAUCAGGACAUUAAUAAUGAUAAUCCAGAUUUGGUCGUGCCAUUUGUUAAUACCAUUAUUAAAAGAUUAUUGGUAUUAAUCCAGAGAAAAUCCACUACAGAUUCUACUAACUCAAUCAAAAAGAAAAGAAUAAGUGAAAUGAUUAAACGAUCAAGUAUAGAGAGCUUGUUACAAAUUUUAUUAGAAUUUGAGAUGUAUCAUGAGUUAAAGGUAGUAAAAAGUGCAUGCAAAAGCGAUGAUGUUUCUAAAAGCAUAUGGACUGAUGACACACUCCCCGAGCAAAUAUUGUUAAAAGACAAUUGCGUGAAGAAUAUUUAG